AUGUGUUGGUCGGACGAGCAGCUGAAGGCUAAGGCGGCGAAGGACGCUGCUGCGGCGGCUGCGGCUGCUGCUGCUGUGGCGGCGGCGACGGCAGCGGCAGCGGCGAAAGCCAACCCCGCGACCGGAAAGCCGCCACCGCCCGCCACCGCAGCGGAGGGAGCGACAGCGGCAGCAGAGGCGGAAGCCUCCCCCCCUCUCCCGCACGCGCCGAUCCUCGGCUGCGCGGGCCGCUGGCUCGGAGCGAGGGUCUGCGCGGACCCCCGCCCGCCCCCUCCGCCGCCGCCGCCAUCCUGCUCCCGCCGCGGAGCCGCCGCCUCCGCCGUCGCCGAAGCGGUGGCCUCAUCCCAACGAGACCUCGGGUACCCGCUGCCUAGGAAGAGGCGUUUUCGUCCGCUGGGGCUCGGGGGAGACGGGGAUGAAGGGGCGACGGGGGCCGCUUUUGAGGCCAAGGUGGAGGGCGAGGGUGGCGUCACGCGGAACGGAGGAGUGGAGGGGGGCGGCGGCGCGGCCGCCGGGGCUUUGGGCGGCGACGCGGCCGGCGGCGGCGGCGGGGCCGCCCAGGGGGCGGUGAGUAGCGCGGCGCCCCUCCCGUCAGGAGCGACGCCUGCUGCUGCUGCUGCUGCUGCUGCGGCAAACCCUUCUUCAUCAUCGAACGCGGGGGGUGGGGGGGCGGUCGGAGCGGCGGGCGGGGAUAACGAUCAGUGGUACCAGCACUACCACGCCGUCAGACGGGUCCGGGAUAACGAGGCCUCUCGGGGGGGGGGAGGACUACCUAUCCCCCCCGGGGAGGUGGCCGCGAUGCGCCGCCAACGCCUGGUCAAGGCGGCGGAACCGCAGAACCAGCGCGGUCUGACACGGUUCCAGCUGUCGCAGAUGCUGGAGGAGAAGACAAAGGCCUUCAAGGAUGUCCGAGCGAGGCUCCGCCUAGUGUUGGAACGCAAGCCCCGGAUACUGCCGCCUGUGAAGCCGCCCCGGAGGCGCAAGACCCUGUGGGACUUCCUUCUAGACGAGAUGCGUCUCAUCGCAACCGACUACAACGAAGAGCGGAAGCUGGCGAGACACCUCUUGAGGGGGGUGGCGAAUCGGACGCGGCUUGCUCGGAGGGAGUUCUGCGAGGGGCGGCCGCAAGCUCGAGACGGACGUGUCGCCGACGCCGGUGUGGCGAUCUGCAGGCACCUCUCCCUCCUCGGCUCCUCGCCUCCCCGCUCUACCACCGCCUCCGCUGCGGCGGAGAAACCCAUGCAGAACGGGCCGGGGGGCGGGGGGGGCGGGAAGGGCCCGCUGUUGGCUUCUUGUCCUUCGACUUCUGGUGGUAUUGGAGGCGGGGAGGAGAUGGAGCUGACGAUGCCGGAGCUGAGCCGGAUCGGGUUUGAGGUGGAGCAGUUGACGACGAGGGCGAAAGCGCUAGUGGAGGCGGCGCUAGCAGGGGACGCGGGCAAGGCGUCCCCUGUGAAGAUGGAAGGCUUGGACGCCUUGGAUGGGACUGGCAUCAAUGGGGCGGCUGGGUACAACGAGUUCUCCUCCCGCAAUCUUAGCAGAGCACCAGACUCGUGGGGAAUGGCCGUUCACCUGCUACCCCACCAGGAGAAGGCUCUCUCCUGGAUCAGGGCUCUGGCUGGGCGUGGUCUGGGGGGAGUUUUGUGUGACGACCGCGGGACAGGGAAGACGGUGACUGCGGCGGCGACUGUGGCGAUGGUGGCGGCUUGCCGGUCGGUCGUCGAGACUGAGCGCACCGACAUCUUCCUGGUGCAGGAGGAGAAGCGCCUAUCCGAGCACUUGGUCAAGGGGGAGGCUGAGGAAUCCGGGGCUGCAUCGGGAGCAUCCUCUGCCGGGGGUGCCGGUUCGAAAUCGCAGGGUGCGGCUACCAAAGGCGGCAGAACUUCCACGAAGGCGUCGCGGCCGGGACGGGGGGCGCUUGCGAUGCGUCCCCGGCCGGGAAGCCUCGCGCCGCCCCCGCAGCUGGUCGUGGUGCCCUCGUGGGCGAUGGCGAGGUGGCACAUGGAGCUGGCGCAGGCUUGUCCGCGCCUGGUCAUCAAGGUGUGGGAGGAAUGGAGGAGCCAGGAACACCAUCACCAUCACCGUCAUCGGUCAGCAUCCUCGUCGCCGCCUUCCUCCUUGCAGCAGAAGCUGUCGCCGCAGGCCACCGCCGCCGGCGGUAGCGUUAGCGGUAAGGCACGGUUGCCACCUACGGCGAGGCGUUCCUCGGUGGACGUGGUUCUUUGCUCCCUCGAGCGCCUGGCGGAGGUGGACGGAGGGGUCUCCGCGGACGCGCGUCUUGCGCGUUCGGUGCGGUGGAGCCAGGUGGUUCUGGACGUCCGGGGGGUAUCAACGGCCGCCGCUCCCGCUACCCCUUCUAGUCCCGCCGCCACGGCCGCAGCGUCGACAUCGAGUACCGGCGGCGGCGGCGGCGGCGGCGGCGCUGGUGGCGGCAAGGCCGGCUGCCGUUUUACCGUCAACUGGCCCCUGUUCUCCUCGCUUGCGAAGGGGGCGGCCCUGGCGCUAGCGCUGGACGAUGCCGGUAACACCACCGCCGCCACCGCCGCCGCCGCCGCCGCCUCCGCCGUAGUGCGGGAAGAGAACCGCCUCGCCGGUCUCGUGUCGUUCGCGCUAGCGUCCGCGGUGCCGGGGCCUCGCGCCGCUCUGUCCCUCGGCAAAGCGCGGGCGACAAGCACCGCCACCAGUGGCGGCGCCGGCGGGGCCGGCGGGGCCGGCGGGGCCGGCGGUGGCGGAAGCGCCCUGUCUUCGUCGGCAGCGGCGGCGGCAACGGGGGGGAGCAUGGCCGCCGCACGGGGCCCCGGUGGCAGGGGCGUCUGCGCGGAGCUCGCGGGUAUAGUGUCGGCGGUGAGGCUUGUCCGGCCGGGGCUCGCCGGCAGGUUGCUGUGCGCGUCGGUUGGGGGGGCGGCGGGGGGAGGAGGAGGAGGAGGGAGGGCCCGGGUGGUUGUGAAGGAGUACGUGGUUCGGUGCGCGAUGACCGAGCCGCAAGCCAAGGUUUACUCGGCCGUUGCCAGAUCGCGUGAGGUCGUGGCCGCACUCUCCGGGGAAGGAGCCGCCAUUCCUCCCUCAGCGCCCGCUUCAAACGGCCUAACUACCCCGGCAACAACACCAACACCAACGGCGGCGUCGUUGUCAGCAGCAAAAGGGGGGCCCGCUACGACGGGAGGGGGAGAGGGGGGGGGUGCCAUGGAGGAGGCGCUGCUGGCCCUGCGGCGAGCGGCACUGACCGGCGCCCUCGAGAAGCCGCCGCCGCCCGGCGCCCUGCUGUCCGCCGGGCAGGCGGAGGCUCGGAAGGAGGAGUUUUGGAGGGGGCACGUCAAGGUGGGUUGGUUUGGUUCGGGAUUGAGAUUGAGAUUGAGUUCAAGACUUGUAUUCAUAGAUGCAUAA
Ectocarpus sp. CCAP 1310/34 is the source of this 3381-nucleotide messenger RNA. The record is from the annotation of a GenBank genome assembly. NCBI's taxonomy places the organism in Eukaryota, Phaeophyceae, Ectocarpales, Ectocarpaceae.